Molecule: messenger RNA, 1232 nt
Organism: Salvia splendens (bonfire salvia)
Lineage: Eukaryota; Viridiplantae; Streptophyta; Magnoliopsida; Lamiales; Lamiaceae
Product: ATP synthase subunit O, mitochondrial
Exons: 6
Coding region: 69-812 (247 amino acids)
Biological process (GO): proton motive force-driven ATP synthesis
Molecular function (GO): proton-transporting ATP synthase activity, rotational mechanism
Source: RefSeq, a predicted model, not a curated record
GUAAAUGGGAAUUUUGAAGAAGACUAAAUUGGAGGAGAAAGUGAAGAGUGUUUCAACACAUUUCCGAAAUGGCAAUGGCUAUGCGCAUGAGAUCGGGGCUCCCUCUCCUCCGCCGGGCCCUCUUUGUUGAAUCUUCCUUCGCCACGGAGAGAUCUGUCGCCUCCACACCUGUUCUUUCUGGUUCCACCUUCACUGAGUUCACGAGGACCUAUGCUUCUGCACCUGCUUCGAAACAGCAGAAAGUGAAGGUUCCCGUGACAAUGUUUGGAGUUUCUGGAAACUACGCAUCGGCCUUAUACAUUGCAGCAGUUAAAGCAAAUGUACUUGACAAAGUUGAAUCUGAGCUUCUUACCCUUGUUGAGGCUUCAAAGAAAAGCCCUACUUUUGCCCAAUUCAUGAAGGAUGGUUCAGUAACUUCAGACACCAGAGUGAAGGCAAUAAAUGAUAUCUGCAGUCAAGCUAAAUUUUCAGAUAUCACAAAGAACUUCAUGGCUGUUGUUGCUGAAGCUGGGAGGCUGGGACAUGUGGGACGAAUGGUGCAAAGAUUCUCAGAGCUUACCAUGGCUCACAGAGGGGAAGUAAAAGUUACUGUGACAACUGUGAUUCCUUUGCCUCUGGAGGAAGAGAAAGAAUUAAUAGAGACAUUGCAGGAGAUACUUGGACAAGGGAAGAAGGUUAAAGUUGACCAGAAGAUCGAUAUCGGCAUUCUUGGUGGUCUUGUGGUAGAGUUUGACCAAAAAGUUUUUGACAUGUCAAUAAGGACUAGGGCACGCCAGAUGGAGCGCUUCUUGCGCCAACCGUCAAACCUGUAAACGGUUCAUGGGUUCAAUUUCAAAUGGCUUCCCUAAAAAUGGGAGAAAUAGAAGCAACUAUAAUUUUGAAUCGAAGAGAGAUCUCUUGCAAAUAAAUGGCACUCCUGUUUCAGAGUCUCUUCAGUCAUAUGAUAGGGACACUUUGAUGUUUAAGAAUAAGCUCCCUCGUAGUAAUUUUUUCAAUGACACAAUUGAUUACAUAUUGUCGUUGACUUGGAUAUCUGGAAUUUAUUUUUUCAAAGUAUGCAAAAAAAAGUAUGAUGAAAGCAAGAAAUGAAUUCAGCAGCAACAUCCCUUGCUGUUGAAGUUUCCCUCAGGAGAAACUUUAUAUCUUGUUAAGGAUGUAAUUACUUUGAUGCUAAUAUGUUUGAAGCUUUUAUUAUUGAUAAUGAACAUAAAUUUAUAGGUUGUGUCAUAGUA